This is a messenger RNA of Prorocentrum cordatum, 3519 nucleotides long. The record is from the annotation of a GenBank genome assembly. Lineage: Eukaryota; Dinophyceae; Prorocentrales; Prorocentraceae.
AGCAUGUGGGCUGCUUAUGUCGUGCACCAGCUGAAGAACAAUUCCAUCCGCGCGUUCCUGGCUGGCGAAAUCACUUACUCCGGCGCCGGCGACGUCCUCGUGCCAGACUGCGCGAACGACGUCGACUGCAGCGUCGACGUCUGGGACACAUUGAUGCUGGACCAUCCCGUCUUGGACCCUGGCCACGUUCGCGAUCACGUGGCGCUCGUCGUGGCGGAAGAGCAGAUGAGGGCGGUCGCGGCCGCUGCGGCGGAAAAGCAGACGGGGGCAGGCACGGGUGAUUUCCCUGCGCUCGCGAACGGUGAGAAAGGAUCUCUCUUCGUCGAGGCCGUGGAGCGCGGUGAGCUCCACCUGUGCCUCGCGACCGCGGGCGCUGACGAGCAGCCGCUCCUGCGACUGCAGCGCGGAACGUCAAUCCGCGGACGGGUAUUCGUUUGCAUCGGCGAAUACGUUGGCGCCGAGGCAAAUGCUAUCUCAGCCUUGAAGCGCAGCCUCCGCACAGAUCCGUCGCCGUGCUGCAGGUCGCUGCUGCCGGAGCACGGCGCGGCCCGCGCUGGCGGCCAGCGCGGGCCCAGUGUCUUCGAGCAGAUGAGCCCCGAGGAGAUCCGUGAGCAGUCCGUGAACAUAGGUAAGAAGUUCACGGACGCGCAGAUGCAGUUCAUCAGCCGCGCACUUGACCGAGAAGACGGCGCUGCCUUGUGCGAGGCCUACCCGGGCACCGGCAAAUCAGCGACGGCGGCGGGCAUCAUUGCCAACGCUGCGAAGCAUUGCUCUGGCAAGGCCAAGUGCGUGGCCCUGGCCCAGCAGCGUUCCAUGCGCGACGAGCUGCUGUCCAACGUCCGCUCCGCGCUGGGCGACCCGCUGGCCGCUGCCGGCGUGGGGCGACCCGCAGACGAAGCCCCGUCAGACGACGAAGGUUAUCUGGACUCGCAAGUGUUAUCGGCAGUGAGCGGGCGAUUUACCGGCCUGCAGAUGCGCAUCGAGGAAUUGCGCAACGACCUGGCCGCCGUCCGCUGCAACCCGGACGCAGGCGCGCUCGAGCGGAGGGAGCGGUUGGAGAAGACGGAGCUGAUGCGGCACCCGCGUUUCGAAUACGACGUCCUCCAGGAGGAAGCUGCGGAAAAGCUAUUCCACGAUGUGCGCGUGUUCGCGAUGACCAUCGACGCUUUCAACAACGUCCAGAGCGGCCGCAGCUGGUUGUCCAAGAUUUUCAAGCGGUUCGAGAUUGCGUUCGUCGUCAUCGACGAGGUUCAUCAGGCCAACUUCGGCGAAGUGCACGCCGCUCUGCACUCCGCGCCUGGCGCAGUCGUGCACUUCGACUCCGCCCAGGAGAUCCGCCACCGACCUGCGACGGAGUUCUUGCGAGAGCCGAGACCCGACAGAGGAGGCAAUUACUACGAGUGGCAGAUGGCCUGCCACGGCAAGCCCCGCGUGCGUGCUUGGGGCCAUGUUCCCGCGGACAGCGCCUCCUCCUUGCCAGUCUCCCAUCGGUUCGGCCCUUCGACUGCCAAGCUCCUCAGGGCAACCUCAGCUGUCUACGGUCGGCGUGGCCGGGAAAUCAAGUGCGCUAUCGAGUGCGCCUGGGAGAGCGCGCGCCCGUCCGUGGACUUGUCCACUGCCCCGUACACUGCGAUGCGCUUCGUGCUCUACAGUGGCGCGCGGUGGAUUCCGUCGCUAUCCCGCGGCGUGCUCGCCGACGAUGCCGCGGAGGUAGGCCGGAUUGAUCGCGCGGCUCCAGGUUCGUCUGCCGCGGUAGCGGCGAGGUCGCAAACGCCGACGUUGCGCGCCGGGGCCUCCGACAUCAUUUUUCCCCAGAUGUUGUUCGAGGGCUUGUUCUUCCUGCGCGUGCUGGCGAGAGGCGAGGUGAGCAGGCGCGUCGGCGGGCCGCCCAUGGCGCUGGAGUCGACCACGAAGGCAAUCUUGACGAUGAUCCUUGCGAACGAUGUGGGCGUAAACUUCGCCACGUUAGUGCGGGGCGCCCUGGAAGACGAUGAAGCGCGGGCGGCGUUCGGUCUGCCGGACUUCGUCGCUGAUGCCCCCAAGCUCUGGCGCGUGAUGACGCCCGAGGCUGCCGUGGGCUCCGACGGCCUCCUCUCGCAGACUACGCUAUUUCCCAGGGACCUCUCCGCGCGCGAUCUGCGGCGCCAUGCCAAGGAGCCCAACCGACACAACGUGUCCUUCUCCAGGUGUAUUCUUUUCGCUUCGUCUCACGAGUGCGAGGAAUGCUUCUACGACCGCGACGCCGCCCCUCACUGGCGAAGGCAUCAGGAUUACAUCUCAGGCGCAGGCGGCGACGUGGACAUCGAGAAGAUCGACUGCCGCGGGCCCGGUGCGGAGGAGGCUACGCGGCCGGAGUGGUUCACGUCGCCAAGCGGAGCGGCGGGGGCAGCUGAUAUGUUCCGCGUCGCCACGACCUCCCUGUCCCCCAUCCCACGCGUGGUCGCGAAGCUCCGCGACCAGCAGGCACGCGCGCCGGUGCGCUCGCUGUCGGCGCAGGCCAUAUCCAUCGCGCAAGCCGUCGGAGACGCCUGCGAGUGGAUGAUGGACAGGGGCGCUCUGCCGACGGCCGCUCGUGAGCGAGCUUCGCAGGUGAACCCCUUUCGGACUUCCUCGCGGGUGAGCCAGCCCGACAUGCGCGGCCUCGCGUCGGACCCGACUGCGCUGCACGCAGUUCGCAGCCAACUUCUCAAGCGCUUGGGGAUUGUGGUGCAGAACGGCCGAGCAGCGAUCACGGCAAUGCACGUGGACGCCACGCGGGCGCAGGACGACGAAGCAUCUCCUCACGGUGACACUGUGGAGCGCGCGAUAGCCGCAGGGCGUGUGAUCGCGUUGCAUGCGGCCCAGCUCUUCCCCGACGUUUUCGCGGCGGAGUUCCCCCUGCGAGCGUCGCUCAUGCCCAGGAAGAGGCUGCGCCUAGGCGGCGUCGUGCUGCGAGAGUGCUGGGAGGCCCGCGCCGCUUUAGCACUGGCGUUGCAGCGCCCUGGUCACGACGAUCCGAGGAUGCUCAUGUACCAGUUCCUGGGGGAGAACAAACAGCGCAACCAGGCAUCAGCGAACCCCCCCACGUUUCCCUUGCACUUCCGCGACAUGCCCGUCAACGUGGGCCAGGCCUUGGCAGCGACAGUGCUUUUUUUCACGGGCGGAGAGGUCUCGGAGAAGAUGGUGGUCGUUCGCUCGCGAGCACCGACGCCUGAGCAUCGUAGGGAGGCCGCGGACACGCGUCGGGAUAUCAUAUACGCAGUGAACGCAUUGUCUGCAAUUCUUCGCAGGAGGCACGGCUCCCCGGCCGACGUGCAUUUGCCGCGCGUGCCCAACUCUGCGCGCGCCGAUGCCGCGCGAAAGUGCGCGGAGGAAGCGUUCGAAUGCAUCCUCUGCUCGAACACGGGCGUGCUGGAAUACUUUUCGAGGCACGGCACCCAGAUCAGGGACUUCUGCCCGCUUUGCGAGACAUGCAUCCUGUGCAGCGGGAGCGGCCUCUGGCCCGACGAUGCGACGCCGUGCCCUGCGUGCGCAGUCUAG